GUAGGAGCUCGCGGCCGUCGGCGGCGGGAGCAUGGCGCAGGAGCGCGCGGCCGCGGCGAGCGCGGGGCCCCUGGAGGAGGUGAGCGGCUGGCCGGAGGAGACGUGCCGGCGGGAGCUGCCGUCCGUCCUGCCGCGGCUGCUCUCCAUGUAUCAACAUUCUGAGAGUUGGACUGAGCAUAUCCAAAUUUUGAAAGUUAUUAUAGAGAUGUUUUUACCUCAUAUGAACCACCUAACACUGGAACAAGCUUUCUUUUCACAAGUGUUACCAAAGACUGUAAAGUUAUUUGAUGACAUGAUAUAUGAAUUAACCAGUCAAGCUGGAGGUCUGUCAAGCCAAAAUUUAGAAAUCCAGACCACUCUGAGGAAUAUUUUACAAACAAUGGUACAGGUCUUGGAAGUUCUUACAGGAUGUGUUCAGCAUGUCUGCACCACCCAGGACUCAGUCGUUCUGGAGAAAAUUCAUAGUCUCCCUUCUUCUGUCCUUCAUGUAAUCAGAAGUACAUUUGUACAUUGUAAGAACAGUGAAUCUGUGUAUUCUGGACGUUUGCACCUAGUCUCGGACCUUCUCCAGGCUCUUUUCAAGGAGGCUUACUCUCUUCAAAAGCAGCUGAUGGAAUUGCUGGACGCAGUUUUCCUGGACCCAUCAGUAGAUUCAAAUGAUGAUAUUUUGGAUAUGGUAAUAGUUAUCCAUUCAUUGUUGGACAUCUGCUCUGUUAUUUCCAGUAUGGAUCAAGCAUUUCAUGCCAAUACGUGGAAGUUUAUAAUUAAGCAGAGCCUUAAGCACCAGUCACUUGUAAAGAACCAAUUGAAACACAAAGAUAUAAUUUCUAGUUUAUGUGAAGACAUUCUGUUUUCCUUCCAUUCUUGUUUACAGUUGGCUGAACAGAUGGCACAGUCAGAAUCACAGGAUAAUGCUGACUACAGAUUAUUUCAGAAAACACUCAAAUUAUGUCGUUUCUUUGCCAACUCCCUGUUGCACUAUACUAAGGAAUUCCAUCCUUUCCUCUCUGAUUCUUGCUCUGUAUUGCACCGGCUAUAUCUUCAAAUAUACAGCAAGCUUCCUCCCAGUCUGUAUGCUGCCAGGAUUUCCAAAGCACAGCAGGAGGAGGUCGCAUGUGCUUUCCUUGUGACACUGGACCUUCUCAUCAGCCAGCUUCUCCCACUCCAGUCUUUCAUGCAGGCAGUUUUGGAUAGUAAAUUAGACCUGCCUUGUGAGCUUCAGUUCCCACAAUGCCUGCUCCUGGUGGUUGUCAUGGACAAGCUGCCCUCUCAGCCUGAGCAUGUGCAGACCCUGUGGUGUACAGAAAACCAAGUUUCUGAAGGCGCUGCCAGGAUUUCUCUAUUCAGAGCCGUUUUCUACAGUUUUGAGCAGUGUUCUGGCGAACUCUCUCUGCCUGUUUAUUUACAGGGAAUAGAGAGUAAAGGGCGAGCUGAGGCUGCCAGCACCUUGUACCAGCAUGUUUGUGUUCGUUUGUGUACGUUUAUCACUUCCUUUCAUCCUUCGCUCUUUGCUGAGCUGGACACUGCGCUUCUGAAUGCUGUGCUGGGUGUGAACAUGAUCACCUCUUUGUUAGCAAUGGAUGUGUGGUGCUUCGUGGCUCGAUUCUCAGAUGCCUUCUUCGUACAUUGCAGAUAUGGGACUGCUGAGCUCUGUGCACAUCAUGUCACGCUGGUUGCUCAUCUGAUAAAAUCUUCCCCCGGAGAAUGUCAGCAGCUCGCCCACCUGUCCAUUCUGUUGAAACGACUCUUCUUCCUCAUGGCUCCACCCCAUCAGGUGGAGUUUAUCAAGAAAUUUUCUCCGAAAGAAGCAGAAAAUUUGCCUCUAUGGCAAUGUAUCUCCUUGCAGGCUUUAUGCGGCGAGCUCCGGAAGCAAGCUGCGCAUGCGAUCACCAGAGUGGGCACUGCGCAGUGUAGGAGGUGGCUGAGCUCCAGCCCAACUCGGGGAGAGCUCCAGCCUCUAAACACAGCCCUCUCUGCUUUACUUGCUGUGUGUAAUUCUGCUGCUGAAGCUUUAGACGUUGCACAGCAGACUGCAAUUAUUGAAGUUGGGAAUCAGCUUUGGGCUUUUUUAAAUGUUAAGCAGGUAACCAGUCAGCCCUAUGUUCAACAGACAUUGAGCCUUUUACUGCCAAUUUUAGGAUUUUUUGUUCAAACUGUAGAUCCUCAGCUGAUCAGUCAGGUAGUCAGUUUGCAGACCUCACUACUUAAAUUGGAGCCUGCUGACCAUGUCCGCUUUGCAGUGCUGGAUUUUGUCUCUUCGUUAGGAAAGCUGUUUAUACCUCAGGUUAUACAGGACAAAAUUCUGCCCAACCUGUCUUGUAUCUUUGCCUUACUGCUAGCUGAUAGGAAUUGGCUACUAGAGCAACAUACUUUGGAGGCAUUUACUCAGUUUGCUGAGGGAACCCAUCAUGAAGAAAUAGUUCCACAGUGUGUCAGUUCUGAAGAAAUUAAGAACAAAGUAGUAACCUUUCUGGAGAAGUCUGGGUGUGUAGAUGAAGCUGAAGCUGCCAAAGUGGAGCGUGUGAAACAGGAAAGAGCUGUUCUCUGGGUGCCCUUUGCUGAAGCGACUGAAGCAGCGACGGAGCGGUCAUCUUUACAGCCUUCUGCAAAAAGAGCACGUCAUGACCUCCCACUGGAAGAAGAGUAUAGGUCAGCACUGCAAGCAGCAACGCGGGCCUUGGAAGCAACAGAGGCCUUAAUUCAAAAGACUCCUGCUCCAGCCUGGCUUCUAAUGGAAAUGGAAACACUGCAACAAAGGAUUGAGAGGUUAAAACGUCAGAUACUCUAAUGUCACCCACCAGAGCUGGGUAAUAUGACUGUACAUUUUCUAGUAUAGUGUAUAUAAAAAGAGCUUUUGUAAACGUGGA
Dipodomys spectabilis (banner-tailed kangaroo rat) is the source of this 2867-nucleotide messenger RNA. RefSeq names its product chromosome unknown C1orf112 homolog (gene Firrm). NCBI's taxonomy places the organism in Eukaryota, Metazoa, Chordata, Mammalia, Rodentia, Heteromyidae. The record is from RefSeq and is a predicted model, not a curated record. Bases 32 to 2788 code for a protein of 918 amino acids. The transcript has 24 exons.